AUGAUUGUAGGAUCCUUAAACAUAAGGGGUGAAGGUAGUAUUUUGAAUAGGAAAUGUAUUAGCAGGAUUAUCCGGAAUGGUGAAGCUGAUCAAUUUUCCCUUCAAGAAACUAAAUUGGCAGUGAUUGACAGGGUGAAAGCAGGUAACUUGUGGAAUCAGGACAGCAUUGGUUGGUCGUAUUCGAAGGCGGAGGGGAGAUCUGGGGGGCUUGAGAUUUUAUGGAAAGAACAUAAUACAGAAGUGGUGCUCAGCUUCAAAGGUCACGGAUUCUUGGGCGUAAAGGUGCGGAGGAAGGACAGGUAUUUCUAUUUUGUUAAUAUUUAUUCUCCUUGUUCUCUAAGCGGCAAGAAAUUACUUUGGAAAGAAUUGUUGAUUCAUAGAGACAAAUUUUCUGAUGGGGAGUGGAUGAUGGGCGGUGAUUUUAACGCAAUGAAAUCAGAUGGAGAAAGGAAAGUAAGUAGUAAUGGUUGGUCUGCAGAGUCUAGAUUGUUUGCGGAUUUUAUAGAAGAAAGUAGGCUUAUCGAUUUUCCGGCCAGCGACAAUCAAUUUAGUUGGUAUAGUGGUGACGGUAAAGUAAUGAGCAGAAUAGAUCAUUUCUUGGUGGAUGAUUCCCUUAUAGAUAGAUGGGGGAUUGUGGAUCAACGUAUUGGUCCUAGAUCCAUAUCGGACCACUGUCCAGUUUGGAUUAUUAUCAACAAGAAGAAUUGGGGGCCGGAACAUUUUAUGGUUAACAAUUCGUGGUUUAAGAAUAAGGAGUUCCUUCCGUUUGUAGCAUCUGAAUGGGAUAAGAUUAGGUUGGAGGGAGAGGAAGAUGAAUUGAGGGAUGUGGUGGAGUUAAUGAGCGAGGCGACAAGAAAGAUGUGGUUGAAUUUGAAGAUCAAAGAAAACAUGUUAUUGCAAAAGUCUAGAGUUAAGUGGGAUGCCGAUGGAGAUAUGAACAGCAGGUAUUUUCAUUGUACUAUGAAAGCAAGGAGGAGGGGAAAUUUCAUCAACAGUAUCCAGUCGAAAAACGGUGUUGUGGAGUCGGUGGGAGAGAUACAGAAGGAAGUUAUGAGGCAUUUUGCGAACAAGUUUUCUGAACCUGUUUUCCAGCGCCCUUCUCUAGAAGGAAUAUCUCUUAAAGCUAUUUCUUACAGGGAGAAAUGCACUUUGUAA
Molecule: messenger RNA, 1155 nt
Organism: Vicia villosa (hairy vetch)
Lineage: Eukaryota; Viridiplantae; Streptophyta; Magnoliopsida; Fabales; Fabaceae
Exons: 2
Coding region: 1-1155 (384 amino acids)
Molecular function (GO): catalytic activity
Source: RefSeq, a predicted model, not a curated record